Anolis sagrei ordinatus is the source of this 4915-nucleotide messenger RNA. It is a transcript of the gene PCOLCE2, whose product is annotated as procollagen C-endopeptidase enhancer 2. Gene Ontology annotation, molecular function: collagen binding; protein binding; peptidase activator activity. The record is from RefSeq and is a predicted model, not a curated record. Lineage: Eukaryota; Metazoa; Chordata; Lepidosauria; Squamata; Anolidae.
CGCCCAGAGACACUCCUCCGAGGGGAGCCCCCUUAUAAAGGUGCCUCCAAGCCCUGGCCGCCCAGGAGCCCCGGCUGCCCGACUCGGAGCGCAUCAUGAGCGCCGCCCUGGCCUCCGUCUCCUGCGCCUUUGCCUUGGGGCUCCUCCUGGCUUCAGCCGCCGCCCAGCGCGCCCACACCCCCAAGCAGCAGCAGCAGCAGCAGCAGCCAAGGGCCAGGUCCUUUAAAUGUGGUGGAAUUCUUACAGGAGCAUCAGGAUUUAUUGGGAGUGAAGGGUUUCCAGGACUCUACCCCCCAAACACCAAAUGUACUUGGAAGAUCACAGUUCCAGAAGGAAAAGUAGUUCUCCUUUCUUUUAGAUUUAUAGACUUGGAAAGUGACAACCUUUGCAGAUACGAUUUUGUGGAUGUUUACAGUGGACACACAAAUGGCCAGCGACUUGGCAGGUUCUGUGGCACGCUAAAACCUGGUGCGCUUGUGGCCAACAGCAACAAAAUGUUGGUACAAAUGGUUUCAGAUGCCAAUACAGCUGGAAAUGGCUUCGUGGCAAAAUUUUCUGCAACAGUUCCACAUCACAGAGGAGAUCAGUACUGUGGUGGAAGACUAGAUAAGCCUUCUGGAUCCUUUAAAACACCUAACUGGCCUGACCGCGAUUACCCAGCAGGAGUAACCUGUUCAUGGCAUAUUGUGGCUCCAAAGAAUCAGCUAAUAGAGUUAAAGUUUGAAAAAUUUGAUGUGGAGAGAGAUAACUACUGCAGAUAUGACUAUGUGACCGUCUUUAAUGGUGGAGAAAUUAAUGAUGCUAGGAGAAUUGGAAAAUACUGUGGAGACAGUCCACCAGCGCCUAUUACCUCUGAGAGAAAUGAGCUGCUUGUUCAGUUUUUUUCGGAUUUAAGUUUAACUGCUGAUGGCUUUAUUGGGCACUACAAAUUCAGACCCAAGAAAUUACCCACAACCGCAUCACCAGCCACCACCACGCUGUCUCCUGCCACCACAACUUUGAAGCCUACAGUUGCCCUGUGCCAGCAAAAAUGCAAGAGGACUGGAACUCUUGAGAGCAAUUACUGUUCAAGUAACUUUGUAAUAACUGGAUCUGUUAUCACAACUAACAUCAAAGGUGGAAGCUUACAUGCCACAAUAGCAAUUAUUAAUGUAUAUAAAGAAGGAAAUUUAGCAAUCCAGCAAGCAGGCAAAAAUCUGAGUGCCAAAAUUACUGUUGUCUGUAAACAAUGUCCUCUUAUCAGAAGAGGUUUAAAUUAUGUUAUUAUGGGCCAAGUAGAAGAAGAUGGAAAAGGUAAAAUUCUGCCCAGCAGCUUUACUAUGACAUUCAAGACAAAGAACCAAAAGAUCUUGAAUAUCUUAAAAAAUAAACAAUGCUGAAAUGUAGUAUUUUCCAACUGUGCCUGGCCAUCUUUUUUCAAAAAGAUUCUUUAUACAAACAAAACUGAAGAAAUACGUUUCUGAGAAGGCAAUGUACCCACUGGAGUUUUCUAGCCAUGCGACUCCCAUUGCCAAAAGACAAAUACCUGAAUGCCAAUUUUAUAUUUCAAAAUGUUCCGUUAUGCCAGUAAUCAUGAAAAAUAUCAGAUAUUACAUUAAGCUCUUAAUUUAUACUUGUCUCAGGAGGAUUUUUUUUUUAAAAAACUGACUCAUGUGGUAAUACAAGUGCAAUAUUUAUAUUUGUUUUUAGUGUUCUUGAUUCAUUACCUUAUCGCUACACUUAUUCAAAACUUCUAGAGAACGCAUAAUGUAACUAGUUAUGUAGCAAGAAUUAAGAGGCAUUAAAACAGAAAUAACAUCAGUGUUACCGCAUACUGUUUCAGAUUUUAUAACAAUCUUCUGCUUUGCUUUAGUUCAAUAUUAUUCUUACUCUACUGAGAGGUAACAAUAAAUAAGAGUGCUUUGUUUGUUUGUUCUUUUGUUUUGGUGUCAGGAGCGACUUGAGAAACUGCAAGUUGCUUCUGGUGUGAGAGAAUUGGCCAUCUACAAGGAUGUUGCCCAGGGAACGCCCAGAUGUUUUACCAUUCCGUGGGAGACUUCUCUCAUGAAAAGCUAGAGUUGACAGAUAGGAGCUCACCCUGGAUACAAACCACCGACCUUUCAGCCAGCAGUCCUGCUGGCACAAGGGUUUAACCCAUUGUGCUACCGGGGGCUCCUUAAAUAAGAGUGUAAAGGAUAUAGAGUAUAUAGAGUGGAGACACUGACUAUUACAUGAGUUGCAUAAUUUCUUUCUCACCAUUUUUUUAGAUUUAAGGGCUAUUCACACAAACAUACAUGUCUGCACUUCAAUGCAAUAUGCAACUACUUACUUAAAGGUCAUGACAGAAAGACUAUGGCUUACAAACAAUAAUUCUGGGAAUAGCUGGAAGAUUUUUUUUAUCCCAAUCCUAGUUCUCUCUCCUUUGAGCCUUCUCAGACCACACUUUCAUUUAACAUCAAUUCAAAGCCAAUUCUAGAGUUUUGGAGAAUUCUAGGUUGUGAAAAUCCCAGACUUAUUUGCAGAGCAUUCAGUUCAAUAAGAUUUACAAGAUGGUUAGAACUUUGGGCAAGCUGGAUUUUUUAUCAGAAUCUUCAUAAUAUUUAAGAGGUAAUAAAAAUGUUUCCUGUAAGUAAACCAUUGUAGAGAAGAUUUGGUUUGUUUCAAUGGGUAAUGUCAUCAAAACGAGGAAGAGGAACCAAAGCCACCUGAGUUAUCAUGUAACUGCAGGUGACUAUAUGUAUUUUAUAUAGAAUUGUAGAGUUGGAAGAGACCUCGUGGGCCAUCAAGUCCAACCCCCUGCCAAGAAGCAGGAAAAUCACAUUCAAAGCACCCCUGACAGAUGGUCAUCCAGCCUCUGUUUAAAAACCUCCAAAGGAGGAGCCUCCACCACACUCCGAGGCAGAGAGUUCCACUGUUGAACAGCUCUCACAGUUAAGAAGUUCUUCCUAAUGUUCAGGUGGACUUUCCUUUCCUGUAGUUUGAGGCUAUUGUUCCAAGUCCUAGUCUUCAGGGCAGCAGAAAACAAGCCUGCUCCCUCCUCUCUAUGACUUCCCCUCACAUAUUUAUACAUGGCCAUCAUUUCUCUUCUCAGUCUUCUCUUCUGCAGGCUAAGCAUGCCCAGCUAAUUAAGCCGCCUUGUGAUAGGGCUUGUUCUCCAGACCCUUGAUUGUUUUAGUCACCCUCCUCUGGACACAUUCUAGCUUGUCUACAUCUCCCUUAAAUUGUGAUGCCCAGAAUUGGACACAGUAUUCCAGGUGUGAUCUGACCAAGGCAGAAUAGAGGGGUAGCAUGACUUCUCUGGAUUUAGAUAUGAUUUACAAUUUUGGACACUCUUGAGAUAGACUCAAAUAAUUUAAAAUGCAUAAAUAAUUUAAAAUGCAUAAACAGGCCAAUGAAUAGGUCUUCAUUUACAUUCCCUUCUGACAGUAAAGUUAAUAAUUUCAGAUCUUAUAGGACUGUUCUAAGAAAGACUAUAAUAAGAAAAACACAGUGAGAAUAAAGGGAUAGAAUUUGGGCAGUUACAGUGAUGGGACUAGAUAUGCAAAGUCCAGGUUCAGAUACCCUUGGAUGUGAAGCUUGCCUGGAUGAUUGAAGAUCAGAGCUUAUUAUGCCUCACAAAUCUCUUAGCUCUCUGGACAAAGAGAAGAUGGAUAUGAAAUAAAUAUUAUAUGUGGCUUGGAGGCAACAGUUCAGAAAUGCUAAUAAAAAUACAUUAUUGAUGUAUUAAUCUGGAAAUUGUACAUGAACAUUUACUUUAGAGAUAUAAUAUCUGCAAGGAUGAACUCCGUGUCAUCAGAUGGUUCAUUAGCGGGAAGUCAUCAAGUGCUGUCAUGCCUUAUUGGAUUCUGAAUUCUGUAUAAAAAAAUUCUGACUCCUGCAGCAAAACAUAUUCUAUCCAAGGCUCCUGCUGAGCUUCUAUUUCACUUGUUUUGAUAUAUUUGUUUCAUUUAUUUUGUCUUGUAGAAAGAUACUGGCAAAGAAUGAAAAUUUCAGAACAUACACAUCUCUUCUGAGAAAAAUCCGAAAUAGAUUAUUUGUAACCAUUCUCUCCCCCCAAAGUUACAAAGUUGCACAAGAUAAACAUACUUGAUAGGAUCUUCAAUUUAUUCAAGAGAUAACAUCGAAAAUACAGAUCUUGUCAUUUAGUUCUGUAAGAAAAAUGAAUGCGCAAGUUUACAGUAUGGCUACACAGUUAAAUGAGAAUGGAAAAUAAGAAAAUAGUACUACAAAAUAAUCUAUAUAUGUUUAACAGGGAGGGUCGCAAAACCAUACAGCUCUAUCUGGUACAUGUGGUAGCAAAAGUAAUGAUAUUCCUGAAUAACAAUAUGCCUUAUCCACUAGGUCCAGGCUUUUCACCAGCUAUUUUAUUUUCUAGUCUUGGAAAUAGCUAUUCUAACAUUUCAACUAAUAAAAUAUAACACGGUAUAAAGCAUUCAUACAAUGUAAACAAAAUCCUGGAUUUCCCUUGUCAUUUCAACAAUGCAACCAACUUCUUUUCUUAUAAAAUAACACUGAGUCACAUAUAUGUCCUAUAAUACACAAAAUAUAUUAGCUUUACAUCCAAAAAUUGCUAUAAUAAAUUUCCUCAAAAGGAGGAAUGUUGACUUAAACCCACCUUUAGUUCAGACACUGUUAUCAAUUACAACUACUUAGAUGACCAGCACCUUUUAGCCUUAAAUUUUGCAAGUUAAUAUUUAAACUAGAUAUUAUCAGUGCCUACAUAUUUACAUCCCAUAAAAUCAAUCCACAGUCUGGAGUGAACCCAAUUGCUCUGCAAGUGGGCACACAGCCGGCUCUCUUUUUUGACUUGGUGAAUGGGGAAUUUACAGAAACUCUGUUCUACUCUGGUGCAGCAGGUGAGUUCAAGGGAUUGGUGUCCAUUGUGCAAUCACUUGUGCAACUAUAAGAUUCAGCAUAAAUGUGGAUUCCCCCCCCC